AUGGAAGCAAAGCGGAAGUAUAACAAAGCUGUGCGGGAACUGCGGAAUGAGAAACAGCGACAGCGGAACCGACGCAUCCGAGAGAAUCUGGAGCGAUACAGGAACGAGCAACCUGUGAUUGACCUUGAACGGCAACUUUCAGGGAAGCUCGUCGACACCAAGGUGAUGGACACUCUAGAGCACACGGGCUUCAUGCCUCCACAGCAUCUGAUGGUGAUCGAUGCUGUACUAACCAUUCCCGGUGCUACACUUGAAGCAGAAUAUCAGCGCCGAAUCAACGCAAUUAAUGCGAUGAUUGCCUUCUGCCCGGUGGGAGAGGGGCGGCCUAUAUCUCGAACUCAACCUUGCCGCCGACCCCUGCCCGAUGCUGACAAUUAUUGUGCUCCUGCCAAACGGCAACAGCACGUGAUGGAAGACGAGACCGAGAUAGCUCUGCGACAAGCAAUAGAAUCUGUUCGGAUCAGAACCCCAGGACAGCGACCCCGAAUUUGCUUUCUCUGUGUGGGGAAUCCCAAUCUCGCGCUCAUAGACCGGAUCAAGGAAUACGCAACAGCUGGUUCACUGACAAAACAUUUUCUACGAAAACAUGUCAACACUCCCUGGCCAGCCAACGGGGUUGAGUGUAAUAUUUGUGGGAUGGAGCAGCUGGAGCAGAAAGCUACACUUUUAAAUCACGCAGAGACAUGCCACGGAACGGUUGUGCGAGGGUCCACCCAAGGGAAGCUUGCACGAGAAUGUCAACAAGCUAUAUACAUGCCGUAG
Messenger RNA from Aspergillus oryzae RIB40, 762 nucleotides. RefSeq lists its product as uncharacterized. Lineage: Eukaryota; Fungi; Ascomycota; Eurotiomycetes; Eurotiales; Aspergillaceae. The coding region runs from base 1 to 762 and encodes 253 amino acids. The record is from RefSeq and is a predicted model, not a curated record. The transcript has a single exon.